Molecule: messenger RNA, 183 nt
Organism: Tetrahymena thermophila SB210
Lineage: Eukaryota; Ciliophora; Oligohymenophorea; Hymenostomatida; Tetrahymenidae
Exons: 1
Source: RefSeq, a predicted model, not a curated record
AUGGAAUAAUUUGUUGCUAUCUCCAUCAGUAAAACAGGAGUAGUAUUUCUAAGUGAUAACUACAGGCACAAAGAAUUUGAGGUUGUUUUUAGCGAAGAAGGAAACAAAGUCAUCAAGAGUUUAAACAAGUAGAAAAAUAAUUUAAAUUAAAAACACAUUUACAGAAUGAAUUCCUCAAAAUGA